Messenger RNA from Nomascus leucogenys (northern white-cheeked gibbon), 1694 nucleotides. RefSeq names its product BCL2 family apoptosis regulator BOK (gene BOK). Lineage: Eukaryota; Metazoa; Chordata; Mammalia; Primates; Hylobatidae. Gene Ontology annotation, molecular function: protein heterodimerization activity; protein homodimerization activity. Gene Ontology annotation, biological process: extrinsic apoptotic signaling pathway in absence of ligand; regulation of apoptotic process; intrinsic apoptotic signaling pathway in response to DNA damage. The record is from RefSeq and is a predicted model, not a curated record. Gene Ontology annotation, cellular component: mitochondrial outer membrane.
GCCUGGUCGCCUUCUCCGGGCGCAUCCAGGGAACUCGCCCGGUCCUCCUUAAGCGGGGAGGCGGUCGGGGAAGCUCGGGCCGCGUCUCCCCGACUCCGCCCCCGGGGGUUGCCUUUCCCUUAGAAGGCCAAGCCCCGAGCCCAGCCUCUCGCCGGCUGGGAGUCGCGCGGUGCCACCCUCGCUGCCCAGGCCCCCGACGCCGCGGCCGGAGCCCCCCGAGAGCGCGGGAAGCCCCGCGGACCUCGCGCUCCCGGCUCGGGCGUGGACGGGGCGGGCGCCGGGGCGGGGCGCGCGUCCUCGCGGGUCUGAAUGGAAGGGUCGAGGUCGUCGGCGGCGGCGAGCAGAUCCUGAAGCCAGAACUCCACCCCGGCGCCCGCGCCAUGCGGCGGGAGAGGUGCGGCGCCCCCCACCCGCGUCGCCGCCAUGGAGGUGCUGCGGCGCUCCUCGGUCUUCGCCGCCGAGAUCAUGGACGCCUUUGACCGCUCGCCCACCGACAAGGAGCUGGUGGCCCAGGCCAAGGCGCUGGGCCGGGAGUACGUGCACGCGCGGCUACUGCGCGCCGGCCUCUCCUGGCGCGCGCCCGAGCGCGCCGCGCCGGUCCCGGGACGCCUGGCCGAGGUGUGCGCGGUGCUGCUGCGCCUGGGGGAUGAGCUGGAGAUGAUCCGGCCCAGCAUCUACCGCAACGUGGCGCGUCAGCUGCACAUCUCCCUGCAGUCUGAGCCUGUGGUGACCGAUGCGUUCCUGGCCGUGGCUGGCCACAUCUUCUCUGCAGGCAUCACGUGGGGCAAGGUGGUGUCCCUGUAUGCGGUGGCCGCGGGGCUGGCCGUGGACUGUGUGAGGCAGGCCCAGCCUGCCAUGGUCCACACCCUCGUGGACUGCCUGGGGGAGUUCGUGCGCAAGACCCUGGCGACCUGGCUGCGGAGACGCGGCGGAUGGACUGAUGUCCUCAAGUGUGUGGUCAGCACAGACCCUGGCCUCCGCUCCCACUGGCUGGUGGCCGCACUCUGCAGCUUCGGCCGCUUCCUGAAGGCUGCCUUCUUCGUGCUGCUGCCAGAGAGAUGAGCUGCCCACCUGGCAGUGGCCGCAGCCUGGCCCUCUGGGCCCCACGCAGGAGGCCCUCAGCACCCAACGCGUCUCCCUCCUCCCCACCCGAGCCUGAGCACUCUAACCUUCGGAGACCCCCUAAGCCCCGUCCCUCCGCAGACCCAGGCCCUCCGGAAGGGGUGAGCAGGGAGGGGCUUUCCUGAGCCUGGAGCUGGGCUUUGGGGCAGCCUGCGACCCUCCCCGCUGUGCCCCUUUUCCUGGGACCUCUGUGUUUUCCCUUUUCUUUCUGGGGCCAGGAAGUCAGGGUCAACUCCCAGGCCCCAGAUGAAGGGGCCCUGGAACACCUGCUCGCACCUGAGCCCCAGAUGAAGGGGCCCGGGAACACCUCUCACCUGAGCCCCAGAUGAAGGGGCCCGGGAACACCUCUCACCUGAGCCCCAGAUGAAGGGGCCCGGGAACACCUCACCUGAGCCCCAGGUGCAGGGGCCCGGGAACACCUCUCACCUGAGCCCGGGGGUCCAAUCCCAGGAAGAGGGGCUGUCUCAGGACAUGAGUCCUCGGGGCCCUGCACAUUCAAUCUGAAGGUGACCCUGGCCUGUGAAGCUGGAAGAGCCGCGGGGACUCAGCCUGUAAACACAGCGUAAGGCUCA